AUGGCUCUUAUUGUGGCCACAUUUUCUAAGGCUUCGAGAGCUGCUAACUUUGCUUCCACUUCUUCUCAACAUGGGAUUGGUAGGAGACCAACUUUAAUUAGUUGGAGAACACCCUCCCAUGGUUGGAUUAAAGUGAAUAUUGACUAUAGUUUCAAAUCUGAUGUUGUUGGUAUAGGUGGCCUGUUUCGUGAUACUAAUAGGAAAUGCCUAGUUUUUCUUGCAUCACCAUGUAAUGCCUAUACCCCCUUGGAAUCAGAAACAUAUGCUGUGUUGGCAGCUAUGCAAGUUGCUAUAUAUUUUCAUUUAUCUAAUGUCGUUAUUGAGAUUGAUUCUAAAAGUUUGUUUAACAUUUUAACGGGGAACUUGAUGCCCAAUUGGUAUCUCAUCACUUUGCUGAAACCGAUUAAGACUAUUGUAGAGAUCAAUCAUCUUAAUAUUCAAUACAAAUUCAUACAUAGGGAAGGCUAUUGCUCUGCAGAUUGGUUGGCUAAAAGGGGGCAAACUGGUAUUGUUAUUGGAUUUAAUCCUCCUCUUGCUCUAUACAUACUUAUGCACGGUGACUUAAUUGAGGCACCUUUUAUUCGGGCAUAG
Phalaenopsis equestris is the source of this 591-nucleotide messenger RNA. RefSeq lists its product as uncharacterized. The coding region runs from base 1 to 591 and encodes 196 amino acids. NCBI's taxonomy places the organism in Eukaryota, Viridiplantae, Streptophyta, Magnoliopsida, Asparagales, Orchidaceae. Gene Ontology annotation, molecular function: RNA-DNA hybrid ribonuclease activity; nucleic acid binding. The record is from RefSeq and is a predicted model, not a curated record. The transcript has a single exon.